AAAUCUUAAGUCAAGGGGUUUUGAGAAUAAAAAUGGAGGUGGAGAAUAUGAAGGGGGGUUUAAGAUCCAGAAGUUAUAAUCUUGGGAUUAAAAGAAUCAAAGUAAGAGAAGAAAAUGGCGAGGAAGAGGAGCCUUUGAGUCCCAUGACUCGUAUGUUCCAUCAGCCUGAAUCUAACAUAUAUAUCGUUAUUAUUGUGGGUUAUAAGAGACUCAUCGACCCAGACGCUUACAAAACAAAUUUGACGGAGACUUUUCUUAAGCAUCCUCGUUUCUCUUGCUUGCAGGUUGCAGAUGAGAAGAGUGGUGGGGAGGUGAAAUGGGUGAAAACAAAUGUAGACAUAAAUCAACAUGUUAAAGUCCCCAUGGUUGAUCCAUACAUGGCCUCCCCUGAUAAGUUUGUUGAAGAUUACGUUGCCAACCUUAGCAAGACCCGGAUGAGCAUGUCCCUUCCUAUGUGGGAUUUCCAUAUUUUAAACCUCAAAACCUCUGAUGCUGAAUCCACCGUGGUCGUUCGAGUUCAUCACUCCCUUGCCGAUGGAACAUCUCUCAUGGCACUCCUACUCUCUUGCUCUGACGCAUUGCCAAGUUUUCCGGCAAUGAAGAAGAAACCGAUAUCCCGCGGGGCCGGCUGGUUUCCGAUUUGGUUUUGGAAAUCUUGGUCUGUUUUGUUAUUAAUGUGGAACACUUUGGUUGAUAUAUGGAUGUGUGUGGCCACAACCUACUUCUUGAAAGACACACAAACACCCCUCAAAGCACCCUCCAGUGAUGUUGCUUUCACUCCACGGAGAAUUGUGCGUCGAACUUUCUCUUUGGACGAUGUCAAAUUGGUGAAGACUGCAACCCACACGACGGUGAAUGACGUGGUGCUAGCAAUGACACAGGCAGGCUUAUCUCGCUAUCUAAACCGAAAAUAUGGCCAAGCUAAGAGUGAUGGAGAAGCAAGGGAAUCAUGUGAAAACAACCUUCCCAACAAUAUUCGUCUUACAGCGACUCUUUUCAUCAAUUUGAGAACAUCACCAGGGAUUUAUGCCUUAGAAGAAAUGGUGAAGAAGAACAGCAAAGAGGAGUGGGGGAACAAGAUAGGCUAUGUUCUCUACCCUUUUAAAAUUGAAUUGAAAGAUAACCCAUUGGAUUACAUUCGUGAUGCCAAAGCAAAAAUUGAUAGAAAAAAAGCUACUCUUGAAGCUAAAUUCAGACUGUUUCUGGCUAAGGUUUUUGUGAGGUUUUAUCCUACCAAACUGGCCAAGUUCCCAUCAACAACUAUGUGGUUUUCCAAUGUGGCGGGGCCUCAGGAGCCAAUUAGCAUUUUUGGGAAUCAAGUGGCCUUCAUCGCUCCAUCGAUAUAUGGUCAACCAGUGGCGCUCACAAUUCAUGUCGUUAGCUAUGUGAACAAGAUGAGUAUGGUGCUAUCAGUUGAUGAGGACAUUAUUGCCGAUCCCUAUCAGUUGUGUGACGAUCUUGAAGAAGCUCUGAAGCUCAUUAAGAAUUGUGUCAUUGGUCAAGGUGUGAUAGAUAACUAAGAAUCGCCAUUAUCAGUUGCAGUAGUGGCCUGUGCCCGUAAUAAAGUUGCUUAAAUAUGUUUAGGAUGGCGUCUACGCUUUCUUUAUUAUUAUCUACUUGAUGUCGUGUUUAUGAACUAUAUUUACUGAAAGCUUGAAUUCCUGGGUAAGUGUAAUAUUACGGAAAAAAAAGUAUGCAAUUUUAUA
Gossypium raimondii (Peruvian cotton) is the source of this 1706-nucleotide messenger RNA. Its product is annotated as wax ester synthase/diacylglycerol acyltransferase 11. Gene Ontology annotation, cellular component: plasma membrane. The record is from RefSeq and is a predicted model, not a curated record. Gene Ontology annotation, biological process: triglyceride biosynthetic process. The transcript is spliced from 7 exons. Gene Ontology annotation, molecular function: diacylglycerol O-acyltransferase activity; long-chain-alcohol O-fatty-acyltransferase activity. The coding region runs from base 33 to 1520 and encodes 495 amino acids. NCBI's taxonomy places the organism in Eukaryota, Viridiplantae, Streptophyta, Magnoliopsida, Malvales, Malvaceae.